CUGAAAUUGAAAAAUGUUCCACAAAAUAAAAAAAAGGGAGAGAGAGAGACGCUUUGCAGCUCAGCCCCAGUAGGAGAACAGCAGAGCAGAUAGCAGCCGUCCAAGAAAAAGAACACCCAUUCACGCCUUCUUUGCUUCUUAGCCCCAUCACUCAGAACCUUCUCUUUUUCACCAUAUCUACCUACGCCCACACAUUUUAAGCACAAAAAAAGAAAAUAAGCCCCCCAUUUCUUUUACAAAGUCUUCUUUUUUGUUUUGUUUUGUUUUUUUUUUUUUUUUUAAUUUUUAAUAGUGAAAAGCCUUCAAUCAUGGUCUAUUCGUGCUUGUAGUCUUGCUCACGACCCAGUCCCCUGCCCAAACUAUCUGUUGUCUCUGUUUUCUAUCUUUUGCGUGGGUCUUCCCAUUAAGUACUACGACUAGGCAUAUGGACAUUUGGAGAGCAAAGCCACGAACUUUGAAUUGAACAAUUCCCCAAUCACGUUCUAACAAAAGUUGUUUCCCUUUCACAUCAGAGAUCUGAAAUAAUACUCUUUGCGUUUUAUAAACCCAGGAUCUUUUAGUUUCUAUGAUAUGGCAUCGAGGUCAUUCAGGGCCAGCCGAUCAAAUCUAUCAGCAACUUCCGACACUCUUGAUGGGCAAAACAAGCCUCCACUGCCUCCGACCGUCACGUUUGGCCGGAGAACUUCCUCUGGUCGCUAUGUCAGCUACUCGAGGGAUGAUCUAGAUAGUGAACUUGGGAGCACUGAUUUCAUGAACUAUACAGUCCACAUUCCACCAACCCCAGACAACCAACCAAUGGAUCCAUCAAUCUCACAAAAGGUUGAAGAGCAAUAUGUUUCAAAUUCUCUCUUUACAGGUGGCUUUAACAGUGUUACUCGUGCUCAUCUCAUGGACAAGGUAAUUGAAUCUGAAGCAAGCCAUCCUCAGAUGGCAGGGGCAAAAGGAUCUUCGUGUGCCAUUCCUGGUUGUGAUGCAAAGGUGAUGAGUGACGAACGCGGUGUUGAUAUUCUUCCUUGCGAGUGUGACUUCAAAAUAUGCCGGGAUUGCUAUGCAGAUGCAGUGAAAACCGGGGGUGGAAUUUGCCCGGGAUGCAAGGAACCGUAUAAGAACACAGAUUUGGAUGAAAUGGCUGUGGAUAAUGCACGACCACUGCCGCUUCCUCCUCCAAGUGGGAUGUCUAAGAUGGAGAGGAGGUUGUCACUGAUGAAGUCAACAAAGUCGGUUCUAAUGAGGAGCCAAACUGGAGACUUUGAUCACAACCGGUGGCUGUUUGAAACCAAGGGAACUUAUGGUUAUGGAAAUGCCAUAUGGCCCAAGGAAGGGGGUUUUGGAAAUGGGAAGGAUGAUGAAGUUGUUGAACCAACAGAGUUGAUGAACAAACCAUGGCGACCACUUACACGCAAGUUGAAGAUACCUGCUGCUGUUCUGAGCCCAUAUAGGCUUCUAAUUUUUGUUCGCAUGGUUGUGCUUGGGUUGUUUUUGGCUUGGAGGGUUAAGCAUCCCAACAAUGAUGCAAUAUGGCUUUGGGGAAUGUCAGUAGUUUGUGAGAUCUGGUUUGCUUUUUCUUGGCUGCUUGACCAAUUGCCCAAGCUAUGCCCAGUAAAUCGUUCAACAGAUCUUAACGUCUUAAAAGAUAAAUUUGAAAUGCCUAGCCCCAACAACCCUACUGGAAAAUCUGAUCUUCCAGGCAUUGAUGUCUUUGUCUCUACUGCUGAUCCUGAGAAAGAACCACCACUUGUUACUGCAAAUACUAUCUUGUCCAUUCUUGCUGCUGAUUUCCCAGUUGAAAAGCUUGCUUGCUAUGUUUCUGACGAUGGUGGUGCACUACUGACCUUUGAGGCAAUGGCAGAAGCUGCAAGCUUUGCUAAUAUAUGGGUCCCGUUUUGCCGUAAACAUGGCAUUGAGCCCAGGAAUCCUGAAUCUUACUUCAACUUGAAGAGGGAUCCCUACAAGAAUAAAGUACGGCCUGACUUUGUUAAAGAUCGCAGAAGGGUAAAACGUGAGUAUGAUGAGUUCAAGGUUCGGAUCAAUGGACUGCCUGAUUCUAUCCGCCGUCGGUCAGAUGCUUAUCAUGCUCGUGAGGAGAUUAAGACUAUGAAGCUUCAAAGACAGAACAGGGACGAUGAACCUGUGGAGAGUGUCAAAAUCCCCAAAGCAACAUGGAUGGCUGAUGGAACACAUUGGCCAGGAACUUGGUUGAACCCUGCAUCUGAACACUCUAAGGGUGACCAUGCUGGUAUUAUACAGGUGAUGUUAAAACCUCCUAGUGAUGAACCACUACUUGGAACAGCUGAUGAUUCUGGGUUCAUCGACCUCACUGAUGUUGAUAUUCGUCUUCCCCUGCUUGUUUAUGUAUCUCGAGAGAAGCGCCCUGGUUACGAUCACAACAAAAAGGCAGGGGCCAUGAAUGCGUUGGUUCGAGCCUCUGCCAUCAUGUCUAAUGGCCCCUUCAUUCUCAAUCUUGACUGUGACCACUAUAUUUACAACUCUCAGGCAAUGAGGGAAGGCAUGUGCUUCAUGAUGGAUCGUGGAGGUGACCGCCUUUGUUAUGUCCAAUUCCCUCAGAGGUUUGAGGGCAUUGACCCAUCUGAUCGAUAUGCCAAUCACAACACUGUUUUCUUUGAUGUUAAUAUGCGAGCUCUUGAUGGGCUUCAGGGUCCAGUCUAUGUUGGAACUGGUUGCUUGUUUCGUAGGAUUGCCCUUUAUGGCUUUGACCCACCUCGAGCAAAAGAGAACCACCCAGGUUGUUGCAGCUGUUGCUUUGCUCGUCGCAAAAAGCAUACCUCAGUUGCUAAUACCCCUGAAGAGAACCGAGCAUUAAGAAUGGGUGAUUCAGAUGAUGAGGAGAUGAACCUGUCUUUGCUACCAAAAAAGUUUGGGAACUCAACAUUCCUUAUUGAUUCAAUUCCAGUGGCAGAGUUCCAAGGUCGUCCCCUUGCUGACCACCCAGCUGUGAAGAAUGGACGCCCACCUGGUUCUCUCACUAUUCCUCGUGAUCUUCUUGAUGCAUCAACUGUUGCUGAGGCUAUCAGCGUCAUUUCCUGCUGGUAUGAAGAUAAGACGGAGUGGGGACAGCGUGUUGGGUGGAUUUAUGGAUCUGUUACUGAAGACGUGGUCACUGGGUAUAGGAUGCACAACAGAGGAUGGAAAUCAGUUUACUGUGUCACAAAGCGUGAUGCCUUCCGAGGAACAGCUCCAAUUAAUCUUACUGAUAGGCUGCAUCAGGUGCUUAGAUGGGCUACCGGUUCAGUUGAGAUUUUCUUCUCCCGCAAUAAUGCCCUCCUGGCCACUACAAGGAUGAAGUUCUUACAAAGGAUUGCAUACCUUAAUGUUGGUAUAUACCCUUUCACCUCCAUCUUCCUUAUCGUCUACUGCUUCCUACCUGCCCUUUCUCUCUUCUCUGGUCAGUUCAUUGUGCAGACCCUCAAUGUCACAUUCCUUACUUAUCUCCUCAUCAUUACUUUAACUCUAUGUAUGCUUGCUGUGCUUGAGAUCAAAUGGUCUGGCAUUGAAUUAGAAGAAUGGUGGAGAAAUGAGCAGUUUUGGUUGAUAGGAGGGACUAGCGCCCACCUUGCUGCUGUGCUUCAGGGUCUAUUGAAAGUUAUUGCAGGGAUUGAAAUCUCUUUCACCUUAACAUCAAAAUCAGGUGGUGAUGAUGUGGAUGAUGAGUUUGCCGAUCUCUAUAUAGUCAAAUGGACAUCCUUGAUGAUACCACCAAUCACAAUCAUGAUGGUCAACUUGAUUGCAAUAGCAGUUGGGUUUAGCCGAACUAUCUAUAGUGUCAUACCCCAAUGGAGCCGUUUAAUUGGUGGGGUUUUCUUCAGUUUCUGGGUUUUGGCACAUCUCUAUCCUUUUGCCAAAGGAUUGAUGGGAAGACGAGGGAGGACACCCACCAUUGUUUUUGUAUGGUCGGGACUCAUUGCAAUCACCAUAUCUCUUCUCUGGGUGGCAAUCAACCCCCCUUCUGGUACUAACCAAAUUGGAGGUUCAUUCCAAUUUCCCUAGUAGGUCAUUCUUCGUUUAUGUUAGGAUUGAUUCUGUCAGAGACAUUCCUUCAUUCAUUCUCCUUUCCAACAAGUCAACUGGUCUGGUGAAAGAACUAGGCCUGCUGUUUCUUGUGGCCAUUUGAGUUUUGUUUUUAGCGGUAGUAGCUUUCAGCAAUUGAAAACCAAGUUUAAAGGAUGGUUGGGACCAAGACAAUGGGAAACUGUAUCUUUCCUGGCAUUUUGUAUUGUAAUAUAAUGCCUUGUAUGGAUUUAUUUUGAACUUCUUCUUUCACAUAGAGCAUUUUCCAUGUUAGGAUUGUGCUUAGAUUUAUUCAUUUGUAAUUGACAAACCAACUUCUAUUGUGUCCCUUUCAAU
This is a messenger RNA of Ziziphus jujuba (common jujube), 4362 nucleotides long. RefSeq names its product cellulose synthase-like protein D3. The transcript has 4 exons. Gene Ontology annotation, biological process: plant-type primary cell wall biogenesis; cellulose biosynthetic process. Lineage: Eukaryota; Viridiplantae; Streptophyta; Magnoliopsida; Rosales; Rhamnaceae. The record is from RefSeq and is a predicted model, not a curated record. Gene Ontology annotation, molecular function: cellulose synthase (UDP-forming) activity; mannan synthase activity. The coding region runs from base 571 to 4005 and encodes 1144 amino acids. Gene Ontology annotation, cellular component: plasma membrane; trans-Golgi network.